Messenger RNA from Ambispora leptoticha, 726 nucleotides. The record is from the annotation of a GenBank genome assembly. NCBI's taxonomy places the organism in Eukaryota, Fungi, Glomeromycota, Glomeromycetes, Archaeosporales, Ambisporaceae.
AUGCGAGAACUUCGCAUCGAAAAACUAGUUCUAAACAUUUGUGUAGGUGAAUCUGGGGACAGAUUAACACGAGCUGCAAAAGUGCUCGAACAAUUAACCGGCCAAACGCCAGUCUACUCAAAAGCUCGGUACACUGUACGCUCGUUCGGUAUCCGACGUAACGAAAAAAUCGCGGUCCACGUCACGGUUCGUGGUCCUAAAGCUGAGGAGAUUUUAGAGCGUGGUCUAAAAGUAAAAGAAUACGAACUGAAAAAGAGUAAUUUCUCAGAGACUGGGAAUUUUGGGUUCGGUAUUCAGGAACACAUCGAUCUUGGUAUCAAGUAUGAUCCAUCUAUUGGUAUUUAUGGAAUGGAUUUUUAUGUGGUGCUUGGAAGGCCGGGACAACGUGUUUCGAGGAGACGACGUGCUCAGACUAAGGUUGGCUUUAGCCAUCAAGUAACAAAAGAUGAGACAGUCAAAUGGUUUAAGCAACGGGCAGAAUUCAUCAAAGCCGCGGGGGAUGUCAAAAAUUUGCCAACUAAGCCAACUGAUGAACAAUUGCUAGAAUUGUACGGUCUGUACAAGCAAGCUAUUUUUGGUGAUAAUGAAACUCCGAAACCCGGAAUGUUUGAUCUCAAAGGAAAAGCUAAAUGGGAAGCAUGGACGAAAAAGAAAGGUAUAUAUUUACUUGAACAACAAAGGAAAAGGCACAAGAAGAAUACAUUGCUUACGUUCAAGGACUCUUGA